CAUCAUGAGAGGCAGUGCGAUGUGAAAAAAGAGGAUAUACAGAGGAAAGUUUUGAAACCUGGGCAAUAUGGGGAUUGGUUGCGAGCCUCUGGGGGUGGGUAUGGGGAUAGUAGAGAGAGGAAGUCUUCUAGCCCUAUUGACCCUCCUCCCUUAACUGUCAGUAGCCAAUUGCCUUUGGAGAGGGAGGAAGGGGGUAGGACUAGUAAGAAUGGGGGAAUAGAAUUGGGGUCAGAAGCUGUGAGAAAAUGUAUUGCUCAAAGGAACUCUCAGUUACCAAUAGAGAAGGAUCUUCUUGCUGGAGAGGGGUCUAGCCUUGCUGUGCCUAUGGAGCUGGAAGCUACAAAAGGUCCAGCAUCUGAAUCUGGUAAUUUAGUGGAUGUAUCUGCUCAAUUCAAGGUGGGAAAUUCUAAACCACCUAAGACAUUCACUCGCAUUACCAGAAGUAGAAAGGCUGAGAGCAACACAAAUGGGGGGAAUGAGGGUGUUAAUUUGGGUAGUAUGGGUGGGAAUAUCAUUUCCUCUCAUAAGAGGAAAGUUGAU
Striga asiatica is the source of this 540-nucleotide messenger RNA. Lineage: Eukaryota; Viridiplantae; Streptophyta; Magnoliopsida; Lamiales; Orobanchaceae. The record is from the annotation of a GenBank genome assembly.